Molecule: messenger RNA, 8236 nt
Organism: Schistosoma haematobium
Lineage: Eukaryota; Metazoa; Platyhelminthes; Trematoda; Strigeidida; Schistosomatidae
Product: Rabaptin, RAB GTPase binding effector protein 1
Exons: 8
Coding region: 213-1061 (282 amino acids)
Biological process (GO): endocytosis
Cellular component (GO): intracellular membrane-bounded organelle
Molecular function (GO): metal ion binding; GTPase activator activity
Source: RefSeq, a predicted model, not a curated record
CACAACCAUUUGAACCAUUUUGAAAAUAAUCAUCCUAAGUAAGGAGGUCCUUUCGAAAAAGCGCGUUAUGGCCCUUACUGAUUGAUGUCAAACGUAUUCGAGUUCUCUGUCAAAAGUAACACAAAUAACACUCUCCAUAAAUUCGUAAUGCAAGGAACUGUUUUCAAUUGAUCUGUGGAAUAAUACUGGUUUAUUUUGUGGAGUUAACAAUUAUGUUAUCGCAUAAUUCGAAUCACGAAAAAACACCUGUAUGUGAAAAUUUUCCUAGCAAUACAACCGAUGGCUUCAUCAAACCUUCUUUACCUCCGUUUAUUUCAAACAUUUUAGACCUGUUAACCGAUGAAGAACUUAAACGUCGUUUAGAAUCUGUCUUGUUAGACAGAGAAUCGGAACUAUUAGAAUCUCAGUCAGCCUGUAAAGAUGCACAGAAUGAGGCCGUAGAGUCACGGAAACAGUUAGUCAAACUUGAACUUGAAUUGGCAAAUAUUAAAAGCGCUGCAGAAAUGUUAAUGACUGAACAUGAGGAUGCCUUAUUAACCUUGAAAAGACAGUAUGAUGAAGAGUUGUCCUCGCUGCUGAUAGCUUCUGAACAGGGUUAUUUACAUCAGUUUAUAGAUGGUCAAUGUUCAAACGAUACAUCACAUUCAUCACCAACUGAAAAUGAGAAUUGUCCAACCUCCAAAUCAUCACUUCUUAUCGCUGAAAAAAAGUCAGCUCAAAGUUUAGCUAAUCAAGCAUUGGAUAAAGUAGAGAAAUUAGUUCGACGUGUUGGUCAUAAAGCACUAACAAAUAAUUUUAUUUUAAACAAAUCCACUGUUUCAUCUUUUUGGGCAAAUCAUGACAUUGGUUCAAACAAAGAGGAGGAUAAUGAUGAUGACUAUAUACGAGCAAUAAUUGAACCUUACGAAACAGAAAUUACACGUCUACAACAAAUUUUGAUCAAUGCUUCGAUUCCAUUCACUAAGACAAUAUUACAUCCUAUCAGUCAUCAUCAAUAUAAGACCUGGUGUAUAGACGUCCGUCAGCCCGUAUUAUCACAUCGCAUCAACAAAGCAAGGUAAAUAAAUACCAAAGAAUUGAAAUAAUCAAUAAUGCUACAAUGAAUUUAAAUAUGAAGGAGUUCAAGAAAAAAAAUAGGAAUGAAUUUUCGGGAGGAAGUUAUGUAAUUAUAUUGAAAUUCAGAGUCUCGGGAUCCAUCUGUUUGCCACUACAACAGAUUGUGUGAGUCACGUUACCUGGGAAUGUAACCAAAUGUAGUUUGAUUCGACGAAACCCUUUUUUGUCAAAUCUCUUUAGGUCACUUCAAUCUUUCUUGUUUACAUCCUCCUUUCUUCUCUUUGUUUAUUAGUUCGUUUUUUCCAAAGUAAAUAAAAGCAAACUGUUCAGGUGUAAUCAUGCAUAAAUCUGUAUGUCAUGAUGACUUGAUCAAUUCUAGUCAAAAUUAAUAUUUUUAGUUGAUUAAUUAAUCGAUUAUUUGCUGACGUCAGUUGGUUAUCUGUUAUAUUAACUGGAGUAGUGGACAAUUAAUUAAAAAUAAAUAUAAAUAACGUAAAAACAAUUGUUUUUCUCUUCAUCAUUACAAAAAUCUUAUGGCAUGAUUGUUGCUGGUGGUGGUGUGAUAUCUUCAUAUUCUGCUUUUUUGCGUUUAUUAGUGUUUGCAUGUCUGAUUGUUCUUCUGUCCUGUUCGUUUGUUAUUUUAAUAUUCAAUUCUUAAAUUAUUGGCGUUUUCAAGGUGAAUUAAAUUGUACUAAUUUUGCUGUAUCAGUUAUAUUUCUUUUUUGUCAACGAAGGUACAUAUGGUCUUGACGUCAAUCAAUAUUUUUUUAAUUGAUCAUAUUUGAAUGAAUUUUAACGUUACUGUGUGCAUUUUAUAUUCCUUUAUUUUUAGCAGGAAGAUUGUAGACAAGGUUAUAACUCAUUUUGAUAGAGAAUAAUCUAGUUUUUUUUAUUUGAAGGUAUCUGUUAUUUAGCCACUACCAAAUGUUGGAUAUUAUUAUUAGUUCAAUGAGUAAAUGAUAUUAUGUCGUAAGACUAAGAAAAAUAAGAAGCUUAAGUUCAGUCACACAUAGGUAAGGUCACUAGUUCAAACUCGUGAUUUGUACAUAUCUAGCAUAAAACAAUGCUUGCUGUGUGAUUUUCAAAGAUUCACCAAUAUUAUGUCAGUUUAUAAUGUAAAUACCCUUCAUAUUAUACACCACUUAUUCGUAUCAUGAAAAUGGUAAUUUUUUUAGAUUCAGCAACAAGUUAUAAGUUAUCAGAGGAGAAAAUUGUCAAUAAAAUUUCUCAUAAUUCAAAUAUGAAGAUAGAAAUUUCUGGAAACAAUAUUGAUAAUAACAAUAAUAAUAAUAAUAAUAUGGUUGAUCCUGCUAGUAAUCCGAGUAAUUCAAUUCAGAGAUCAUGUGACCAAAUGACAGAAAAGCAUUCUAUGCACAAAUCACCUGAUAAUUGUAAUGAUCAUAUCAAUUCGGAUGAUGACAGAAAUACUCAAUCGACUGUUGUCACACAACCAAUGUGUGAUCAUUCUACAUCUUUUGAAGGGCAAAUCUACCUAACCGAUACAAUGAAAAAUUUACAAAAACAGCUUUCCACCGUUAAAAAUGAAUUAGAUUUGAAAAGCCACGCUUUGAAAGUUGCUACAGAUCGUCAAUUAGAAUUGGAAAAUGCCCUUAAAACUCAAGUUGCUGAACAAACAUCUAAAAUAGAAAAAAUUAGUACAAUUUCUAAUCAGUUGGGUCAACGAUUAGAUAGUUUGCAGUUAAACUACCAAUCUUAUCGCGAAACAACUGAAAAAGAAAUAUCCACUUUAUUAGUUGAGCGUAAAAUUGCUAGUACAAAUCUAGAAAUUCUCCGUUCACAUUAUGAUGCUCUGGUUGGUAGACGUUCACAAGCUGCUAUUGAAUUAAGUAGACAACCAAUUCAAUUACCUAAUGAGAAAGAUGAAUUAGAACAUUUGACGUUAAAAUUAUAUGAAGAAAACUUAUCAUUUCGGUAGGUGUGACUUUUUUCUGUUAAUCUUUUUGGUGAAUUUUUUCCUCGACUACAAAAUUUAUUUUCAUAGACCUAUGUCAAGUGUUUGUUUACGUUCUUUGUCCUUAUCUUUCUCCUACCAGCUCGUUUUUUGUGUGCAUUGUCUUAUACUACUUAUCAACAUUCAGUAAAUAGUUGUAUUGUUAGCAAUUUCUACGCGUAUGUGGUAACACAGGUUUGUUAUGUUCUAAAAUAUUUACGUACACAUACAGUAUUUAUCAUCAGAAUUAGUUUCCCUCAACCCUUGUAACAGUUGUUCUCAGUUUUGUAUAGUCUUCGGAUUUUUGUCGAAAUGCGACGGUUUCUAUAUUUGUUUGCUUGUGGUUCCCUUUUUGCUCGUUGACAAAUUGUUAUGUAGAUCAGACAGCUAUCAGUUUACGUUAUGGUUACGAGUUAUGGCUUUUUACCUUAUGAAAAAUUAUUUACGCAGUCAGUUCUUUAAUCUUGAAUCCGAACAUCGUUUAAGCUACUUUGAAAAGUUAAUGAGCCAUGUCAAAAUGUUAUAUAAAUUUUAUUUGUUUUCUGUUAUUUUUUCUCAGGAAAAGCUAAUUAAGCGAGACUAUAAUUUGUGGAUGAACCAAUCAGAUUUACGAUAACAGAUCUUGAAUUUUGGCGCGAAAUCAAUUCAUUCAUUUGGCUAAAUAGAGUUUUGUCAUUAUAGCUGAUAUCAGUUCGUGAUGAAAACCCUAUAUCUGAUUCCUAACCCUAACUAUCAACUGUAAAUAUUAAUCUUAAUUCCUCACACUGUUUUAUAACCGUCAUUUAUCUGUAGUAUAUAGGCUGACAUUCCCAAGAUCUCUUUAGCGUCGUUCGAAGGUCGUCCAUAAAUUAUAGUCUCACCGCGAAUAACUUUCUCGGGAUCACUUUUGUAAUUGCUUAAGUUUGUUCUUAUUCUUCAAUUUCGCUACAUCUAAUUAUUCUAAGUGUUCUCGUAACUAAUUAUUGGUAGGUUUUACUUUACUUCUAACUACGUACAAGCUAGCCGUCACAGGAUAUUGAGUUUUUACGAGCUCUUUUUCGUUAAUCUAAUUAGUUCGUCAGUUUAGUGUAAUCCAAUAAACAUGGACAUUGUUCUCAAGGUGAUAAUGUACAUUUGUACAUUAUUGAGCUUAGUAGUUGAAGUAGUUAAUCUUCAACGUCACUCCACCUGGAUAGCAUAAUUAGCCGUCAGAUACGUAAAAUAUAACUUGAAGCGGUGCAGGGAAAACUAAAUGUGUUCUAAUUAUAUCAAUAUUCCCACUUAUUGAUGUCCAGUUCAAAGUAAUUUGACUUGUGAUAAGUCCUAUUCUCUGCAUUGUUGACUGAAUGAAUAACUAAUCUGCAUUAACUUUUGUCAGUGUAUGAUGAUCUCAUUUGUGAGUUCACUGAGUCUUCACGAUUAAUAGACUCUGCAGGGGAUUUUUGCAAUUUAUCUUCACUCCAUAUUAAAUGCUCGACUGAAAGUGUAUAUAAAUAAUUUAAACGAACCCACACGUAUGCUAAAUAUUUUCUAAUUAUAAUUGAAUUUUCUCACGAUUCAAUGUUUCUGAGAUGCUUCUCUUAGUCUAUACUCAUACAUAGGUUCCGAUUUUGUAUGUUUUUACUAUGAUCAGUUUUCGUAAUUAACCUAUUGACUAUGAUAAACUUUCCUCCUACUAAAAAUUGUUUCGGAUACUUAAUUGUCUGUGGUAAUUAAGAAAUUUCGCUACACGUUCUGGAUAAUUUUUCUCUACGAUGUAUUCCCAUUUUGUUUACUAGUUCUGCUUUUCAAGUGUUCACAUAUUAGUUCUAUUUAUCUCUUUAACUGAAAGUGAGAGCUUGUUACCCAAUGUGUCUGAUAAUAUUUCGUUUAAAAAAACCCAGCAAAUAGUUUCUUUUCGAAUUAUUAAUCAUUGUCGGAUAAGAUUUUUACUGCGACAUACAUAUCCCUCAGUUAGUAUUGCGGUCAUUUUGUGCCUUAUAUCGGAGUAAGGUGAAAAAAUAUCUAAAAACUAUACCUUAGAUACUAUAAGAAAGGAAAUACUAUUUAGUAAUAUACAAAUCUAGGUAAAUUUUAAACAACCUGAAAUUGUAAUUAAAAAGUUUGAGUGAUUAGUACUGGUCUAUCCAGCAACAACCGAAUAAAUUUUGUCCAGUGGAAGAUUAUUUAGACCAUACAGCAGUAGUAGUACGAAUCCAAGUUCUGAUUAGGAAACUUAAAUGAUCUCUCAAUGAUCUGUAUUAAUUUUAUUGAGGUUACAAGCAUUGGGAAACCAUUGAAUGACUGUUUCUUCCCGGCGUGGGGCUCCCCAGUAGUAUGCAAUUUCUGGUGGCGGGGUCACAGAUUUCCACUGCCGAUGAGUUCCAUACUGGGACGAAACAGCUGCCCAAUAGUUCUAGUUUCUUAAUGUUUGUUUAAAUGAGGCAUUUUUGACCUUGAUAGAAUGCAAUAGUCUCCACGAUUUCCAUACCGAUAAACAGAUUAAUCUUUGUUUCAAUUAAAAUACUGUGAUCAAUUUGGUUUGAUGUUGAUAUACAUAACUAGAAACUUCAUUUAUAUACAUUUAAAUGUAUACAUAUUGUUAGUGUUUUUGAUUUUCACAAUAAAGUGAAGCACGUGAUCAUUUAGAAGAAUGUUUAAAGAAGGAAACUGAAACUCACAGAGAACAGCUAGCAAAUGAACAACAAGAGCGUAUUAAUUUUGAAUCGUCAAUUCUACAAGAAUUGGAAGAUGCACGUAGACGUCUAGCUGAUCUUGCCAAUAUUACAACUGAACGUGACAAUGAAACUGUUCUAAGACAGAAAUGUGAAGAUGAAUUAAAAAUGUCCAAAUCUAAGUUGAAUGAAAUACAGGCUAAAUAUGAACUGACUGAAACUAAUUUAACUGAAGCUCAGAAAAGAAUUAUUGAUCUACAAGAUCAAGUUAUUCGAUUGCAAAAUGAUUUAGACAAUGUGGAAUCGGUUCAAGCUGAUUUUGUUCGUUUGUCACAAAAUUUACAAGUUCAACUGGAAAGAUUGAGACAACAAGAUCAAGAAGUAAGAUGGAUUAGUCCAGAUGACGUGACCAACUGUUUUUCGUGUAAUUCAGCAUUUCCAAUUGGACUUUCUAAUAGUAUCAAUUCGAAAAAAAUCAAUUGUCGUCAUUGUGGUAAAGUUCAUUGUUCCAAUUGUACAAAGAAUACUAUGCCAGCUGGACCAUUUGGUCAUCCGGCUGUUGUAUGUGAUGUAUGCCAUACAUUGUUGAAUAAAAAUAUUGCUCCGUAUUUCAGCACAACAUCAUUAAAUAAUAAUAAUAAUGGUAAUAAUAAUCAAAGGGAUCACUUUCCAUCUUCUAAACGUUUCAGUCUGUCAUCGCCUACACAAUCCUCAACUAAUCUAUCAACUAAACCUUCUUAAUAACACUUAUUCAUUAUUUAUCCUUUCAUAAUAUCAAAUUACUACUGUUUUGUUUCUGCUCUUUCGUUUAAAUUUCUCUUCUAAUCUAACUGAUCUAUAAUAAAUUGUUUGAGCUGUCAUAAAUUAAUUGCAUAAUCUUCACCCUUUUUUUUACUUCACUUCCUUCACAGUGUAUACACAAAUUAAUUAUUAUAUAUUAUUUUGCCUUUUUAUGUAUUUAUUACUGUUUAAUGUUUACUUUAUACUUCUUUGAAUUAUUUCUUCAUGUAGACUUGUAUGUGUGUAUGUGAAUCCCAUACGCUAAUGAGUUUGUGUUCAUGUGAUGACAGAAAUCGUCACAUAACCGUAUUUGUGCGUUUUUUUUUUUUGUAUGAACUCAAUCAAGUUUGUAUAUUUAUGUUACUUUUGUUUUAUUCAUUUAAAUAUUGACUGUACCAUCUUAUUAUUAUUAUUACUUUCAUUAUUAUUAUUAUUAUUAUUAUUAUUAUUAUUAUUAUUAUUACUAUUAUUAUUAUUAUUAUACAUACAUGUCUUUCAAACUUAAUGUUUGUGUCCGUUUAUUUGGUUUUCUUCAUCAGCAAGAUGUGCUACUUUGUUUUCAUUUCAGUAGUAUAAAAUAUGUAUUCGUUUUGUUUUGAAAAAGCACACAUUAGUUUGCUUAUACGAGUAUUAGCAUGAAAUUUAUUAAUUAUUCUAUUCAUAUUAAACAUAAUAAGAAACUAUUCCAUUCUUACUUAUUUAUCUAUUUUUUCGAUAUGUUGAUUAUGUUAAACAUGAUCACGUAUCAAUCAUUUUUGACGAUUUAUAUGAUAGUGUGAACAAAACAACAAUGAUAAACAGUUCUUUAGAUUUGUAUGAAUUUAAUUCAUUUCUUACUUUUUGAAUCGCUAGCUGAGGAAAAAACAGACUUAACAAGGAGAUUUAAAUAGGCAAUAGUGAAACGUGUCCGUCGAGUGUAUAGGUGUAGUUAAUAAAAUGUAAGUUGAAAAGUCAACUAUUUCUGUUUUCUUCCUCACACGCUUCCUGAUCCUAACAAUAUAGGUAUUUAUUAUGAUUGUGGAAAAAGCUUCUGAUUGUUUCAACGCGACAAAUCUGACAUGUUAUCGAGAUUGCAAAUCAAUGUAAGACAAAGAGCCAUUGAAUGAAUGGACAGCUGUUUACCAACGAAUAUCUACGACCCCUUACCAGAGGUUAAACCUGACACCUUGAAUCUCUCGCUCGGUCGAUUAAUCUCUAGAUCACUGAGCCGGGAUCUCUUGGUAUACAAGGCUAACUUCAAUCCAAUCUUGCUGUCGUGCGACUAUAUUCCAUUGUAUGCGGUGGGUACCUUUCUCACAUCUGACAUGAGUAGACUCCAGUGGCCACGGCUUCUGAUUGAAACUCCAGGAAUUCUCUCGGAUCUAAUCAACACAUGAUGUGGCUCGGUGUUUGGAAGAACAGUAACACUAGACGAAACCUUAUUCAUGAUCCAAUCACUGAUUUACAUUUAUAUCAUUGCAGUUAGUAAAGAUGGGCGUCUUUUUUAUUCAGGAAUAUCAUACCAUUUGAUAUUCACCAUCAUUUUUGUAUCUGUAGUUGAAUUUCUUAAUCUUGGCACUGUUAAACUGCAAAUUAUAGUAGAUAAUGACUUGUAUUACAGCGCACUUCAUUAGCCGUAUUUGAUGUGAUUAAUUUCAUUUACCUUAUCAUUGUCAAUGGUUGUUAUAGUAGGUCUCCAUUUUAUUUGAUUUCGCUCAAAUUGAUUUGUGCGUAUACAAAAUGGCAAUGUUUCUAUAUCAUUCAGAUCAUAACGUUUAUAGAUUUUCACACACACACAGAUGUGAUCAUUUAAAUCGUUUUCAUUUACGAACUCUUC